AUGACUAUUUUAGCAAUUAUUAAAACAUUGAUUUUACAGCCUAAUGAUUUUACAACGACUCAUGCGGAAACUGCUUUAACAGAAAUUAUGCAAAAUCAUGCUACUUCGGCUCAAAUAGCCGCGUUUUUAGUAGCAUUGAAAUUAAAUCAUAAGGAUUCCGACCCUGCCAUUGUAGCCGCAUGUUCAAAAGCCAUGUUAAAAUUUACAAAUCUGGAUUUAUCCGUGUAUGAAGGGUUACAAGAUUCAAUUAUUGACAUCGUUGGGACGGGUGGCGAUGGUAUGGACACUUUUAAUGUUUCAACUACCGCAUCAAUAGUUAUAGCUGGUGCUGGUUGUAAAGUUGUCAAGUUUGGUAAUAAAGCUGCCAGUUCCAAAAGUGGUUCAGCUGACAUUUUAGAAAAAGUUGGUUGUGAAAUUACAAAAGUUACAUCACAAAAUGCGUAUGAUGUCAUUAAAUCAACAGAUUUUUGUUUUUUAUUCGCUCAAAAUUUUUAUUCUGCGUUAAGUUAUGCAGCCUCUACUCGUCGUGAAAUUGGUGUCCCAACUAUAUUAAAUCUAUUAGGUCCUAUCUCUAAUCCUGCUAAACCAAAAAGGGUUGUUAUUGGCGUACAUUCAAAAUCUCUUGGUAAAUUAGUUAUUGAAGCUUUAAAAUUAAAAGGUGUGAUAGAGGCUAUGGUUGUUAAUGGUGCUAUUGGUUUGGAUGAGAUAAGUACUGAAGGGGAAACUUUUGUUUGGCAUUUAUCUCAAUCUAAUAUUAGAGAAUAUACAAUUUCACCCGUUGAUUUUGAUCUUCCUUCUCAUCCAAUAAGCGCUGUCAAAGGUGGGACACCUCAAGAGAAUGCUGAUCUUUUAAUUAAGUUACUUUCAAAUGAAUAUGAAGGUCCGAUUUUAGAUUUUGUACUUUUAAAUGCUUCUGCUGCAUUAGUGGUUGCUGGUUUAGCAAAAGAUUUCAAAGAUGGUGUUAUAUUAGCUCGCAAAAGUAUACGUAGUGGAAAAGCUAAAAAUGCUCUAGAUAAUUUCAGAGAUCGCAUUAAAAAUUUACAUGACUAA
This is a messenger RNA of Funneliformis mosseae, 1050 nucleotides long. NCBI's taxonomy places the organism in Eukaryota, Fungi, Glomeromycota, Glomeromycetes, Glomerales, Glomeraceae. The record is from the annotation of a GenBank genome assembly.